AUGUGUGGUCGGGACUACGACAAAGAUAUCCUUCAGAUUCCGGUGUCUCUGUUGGAUUUCAAGAAAUACAUGAGGCAGUGGAUAUCGAUGGACCCCAGUGAUGUGAUGUUGGAGAGACAUCCAUCGUCGGAGCAGCUCCUGAAAAAACAAGAGCAGCAGAGGCACACUUUUAACCGUCUACAGCAAACUGACUACGAAAUGCAUCCGCCGCAGAGGUUCAGUGAACUCCGGAACGGAUCAAGAAAGCGGAUCCGAAACAGAGUCCACUUGCACACCGGAUACGACACGGUGGCGGCUCGCGGAUCCGGUCCGACGUCGCUGCGAAUGUCAUCAGCAAGUUCACCAUACAGCAGGCCUGCACCCACCCGGAUCACCUGUGUUGACAAUCGCACAAACCGCCGUGCUAAGAUCUAUGAGGUGUCCAAUGGCAAAAUAAAAAUAGCCUCCUUUAAAACCACCACAAUAAGUGCCCUCAGUGAUGGUGUGAGGGCAUUUAUUGCUCCCGUGGAUGGUGACAGCCCAUUGUUUGAAACCAGGAAGGCCUAUAUAAUUAAAAAUUACACCCUGUCCCAGAAAUUUGGACGGGAGUGCAUUUUCCUAAACCCCAACUCAAGGAAAUUUCAAACGGCCUCCUUUGAGUUGCCGGAGGAGGCAGAAAGAUCAGCCAGAUACCUCCUCAAUCCACCAACUGUGCUGAUGUCCGGGGAAGAGCACGACCUGUUCACAAGGGGAGGAUUCAUCUCCCUGAAGGGACAAAUUGAAAAAAUGCAGGUCCCCAGGAUGACCCGAGUGGGUGUUGGAGAGGUGCCCAUCAGAGACCUGUCUCUGCGGUGUGGGCAGAAGCUGCUGGACGUGUCCCUCUGGCGUGACGAGGCCCUGGUCGAGCUCAGCCUGGGGGAUCACGUUGAGAUUUCCUUCCUCAGGGCAACUCUCAGACCUGCGGCGAAACUGAACACAUCCAGCUAUUCAGCUGUGGAGAAGACUGCAGCUGAGCCAGUGUAGGUGGAGAUCUCCAUCAUCAGGGUGGAGGAGGGAGACGGAGGAGCCACAGUUUUUGAAUC
Pimephales promelas (fathead minnow) is the source of this 1061-nucleotide messenger RNA. NCBI's taxonomy places the organism in Eukaryota, Metazoa, Chordata, Actinopteri, Cypriniformes, Leuciscidae. The record is from RefSeq and is a predicted model, not a curated record.